GGCCGGAAGAGCCGGUUCGUAACGGCAGCCAUCUUGUUUAUUUGAGUGAAUCGGAAAGGAGGCGGCGGCUGUGGCGGCAGAGCUUGCUGCUCCGUAGCUACUCCUUACAAGGGAUCCCCCUUCCCCUACCCCCUCCCCCGACCCUUUUCCCCUCCCCAGGACACCCAGCCCGUCCAAGUCCCCGCGGAGAGCACGGUUUUCUUCUGUUUCAUAGUCAGCCAGAACAAUGUUCUACGCACAUUUUGUCCUUAGUAAAAGAGGGCCGCUGGCCAAAAUAUGGCUAGCGGCCCAUUGGGAUAAGAAGCUAACCAAAGCCCACGUGUUUGAGUGUAACCUAGAGAGCAGUGUGGAGAGUAUCAUCUCACCAAAGGUAAAGAUGGCACUUCGAACAUCAGGACACCUCUUACUGGGAGUAGUUCGAAUCUAUCACAGAAAAGCCAAAUAUCUUCUUGCAGACUGUAAUGAAGCGUUCAUUAAGAUAAAGAUGGCUUUUCGGCCAGGUGUUGUUGACUUGCCUGAGGAAAACCGCGAAGCUGCUUAUAAUGCCAUUACUUUACCAGAAGAAUUCCAUGACUUUGAUCAACCGCUGCCUGACUUAGAUGACAUUGAUGUGGCCCAGCAGUUCAGCCUGAAUCAGAGUAGAGUGGAAGAGAUAACCAUGAGAGAAGAAGUCGGGAACAUCAGUAUUCUACAAGAAAAUGAUUUUGGUGACUUUGGAAUGGAUGAUCGUGAAAUAAUGAGAGAAGGCAGCGCCUUUGAGGACGAUGACAUGUUAGUAAGCACUAGUGCGUCUAACCUUCUGUUAGAACCUGAACAGAGCACCAGCAAUUUGAAUGAGAAAAUUAACCAUUUAGAAUAUGAAGAUCAAUAUAAAGAUGAUAAUUUUGGAGAAGGAAAUGAUGGUGGUAUACUAGAUGAUAAGCUUAUUAGUAAUAACGAUGGUGGUAUUUUUGAUGAUCCCCCUAACUUGUCUGAGACGGGCGUCAUGUUGCCAGAACAACCUGCACAUGAUGAUAUGGAUGAGGAUGAUAAUGUCUCAAUGGGUGGACCUGAUAGUCCUGAUUCAGUGGAUCCUGUUGAACCAAUGCCAACCAUGACUGAUCAAACCACACUUGUCCCAAAUGAGGAAGAAGCCUUUGCUUUGGAGCCUAUUGAUAUCACAGUCAAAGAAACAAAAGCCAAGAGAAAGAGAAAGCUGAUUGUUGACAGUGUCAAAGAACUGGACAGCAAGACAAUCAGAGCACAACUUAGUGAUUAUUCUGAUAUUGUUACUACUUUGGAUCUGGCACCACCCACCAAAAAAUUGAUGAUGUGGAAAGAAACAGGGGGAGUGGAAAAACUCUUCUCUUUACCUGCUCAACCUUUGUGGAAUAAUAGACUACUGAAGCUCUUUACACGCUGUCUUACACCACUAGUUCCUGAAGACCUUCGAAAAAGGAGGAAAGGAGGAGAGGCUGAUAAUUUGGAUGAGUUCCUCAAAGAAUUUGAAAAUCCAGAGGUUCCCAGAGAGGAACAGCAACAGCAACAUCAGCAACGUGAUGUUAUCGAUGAGCCCAUUUUGGAAGAGCCGAGCCGCCUCCAAGAAUCAGUGAUGGAGGCUAGCAGGACAAACUUGGAUGAGUCAGCUAUGCCCCCACCACCACCUCAGGGAGUAAAGAGAAAAGUAGGACAAGUUGAUCCAGAGCCUGUAAUCCCUCCCCAGCAACCAGAGCAGAUGGAAAUACCUCCUGUUGAGCUGCCCCCAGAAGAACCUCCAAAUAUCUGCCAAUUAAUUCCAGAGUUAGAACUUUUACCAGAAAAGGAGAAGGAUAAGGAGAAGGAGAAAGAAGAGGAAGAAGAGGAAGAGGAAGAAGAUGCUUCAGGGGGUGAUCAGGAUCAAGAAGAAAGGAGAUGGAACAAGAGGACUCAGCAAAUGCUUCAUGGUCUUCAGCGAGCUCUUGCUAAAACUGGCGCAGAAUCUAUCAGUUUGCUUGAGUUAUGUCGAAACACAAACAGAAAGCAAGCUGCAGCAAAGUUCUACAGCUUCUUGGUUCUUAAAAAGCAGCAAGCUAUUGAGCUGACACAGGAAGAACCCUACAGUGACAUCAUUGCCACCCCUGGACCAAGGUUCCAUAUUAUUUGAGCAGCUAGAAGCAUUAUAGCUAGUGUCCAUUUCACUAGUAUGUACAAAUUGGCCCCCAUGUGUAGGGCACACAAAACCCUUUGAGGAAAUUUUAAAUUUUGUCUGUACAGUCUCUGCCUUUUUGUUUGCUUUUUCCAGCAUUUUAUUCAUUUCGUCUUUAAAGGAAACUGCGUGUGUGUGUGCGCGCGCGCGCGUGCGUGUGUGUGUGUGUGCGCGUGUGUGCACGUGUGUGCUGUAUGUGUGUUGUGAUUGUGAUGGAGAAAAACAACACCCCAAAGAUCCAGAAUAUUAUUUUUAACAGUUCAGAACAGAUGUGUGCAAUAUUGGUGCGUGUAAUACAUUAUCAAUGAAAGUCGGGACUUUUAUCUUAGUUCUCCAUUACUGCAUUGGAAAAGAAAAGAACAGUUUUAUUAAGAAUUAUGGUGUGAGUCUUUGAGAGAAAGUGUCUUUCCCAUGAAUCAUCAGCAGUUUUCUUGGUCACAUUGUGCUUAGGGGUGAUGCCCAAAAUAUCAGAGGUCUUGAGAGACAUUUUAAAGUAUAAUCCAUGAUGACCAAGGGACUUUGUGAAAUUGAGCUCUAACUCAUACUUUUAACUACAAAAGGCUUGAUUUCUGUUUUGUAAAUCAUUCCAUUUGAAACUUUAUAAUGAACCUUAUGUUCCAAAAAAAAAAAAAAUAGUUUUAGUGAGGCUCUAAACUGAGCAGAAAUACUUUUCAUAGUAGAGUUAUCUAUAAAAAGCAACUUUCCAUGAGCUUAUUUUUAAUGUUUAGUUUUAUUUGAGUACUCAGAUCAUGAAAAUAAAAUUUGCCAUAUCAUCUAGAAGGACAGACUGAUGGAAAGCUAUAAACCUGGUUGACUUCUAAGCAGACAAAGCUGUAAAAACUAUAAUGGCUUCUCUGAUAUUUAUUGUAAGUUCUUAGUACUGACCUCUUCUUCCAAUUCCGCACAUGCACACUCCCCUGUGUUAGAAACUUUAUUUUCAUAGCUCUGCAACAGAAAUCAUUUCCAGUUUCCUGUAAUUUAAGAAAAGCACAUCCAGGUCUUUUAUUAUUAACAGACAAGAUAGCACCAGAAAUUAUGUGACUAUAUGAUUAUCAAAACAUGGCUUAACUUUUUAGGGCAAAAUUACAUUUGAAGUCUAGCUCAAGUGUGGGCAUUUUUAUGAAGAAAAAAAUAAAUAACUUUUCGAAACUCAGACUUCUGUGUAUACCCAGUAGUUUUAAAUUAUGUGAAGUGUUUUAAAUUUUUGAACUCGUAAUUACUGUUUUGAUGAUUCUGUUUCUUGAGAAUAGUAAUUGUAAAAAUGCUACUGCAGCUUUAUUUCCAAUCUUACGUGCCUGUAAACCAUGGAUUUUUCUCCCUUUGUAAAAAGACAUUGUAGAUAAUUGAAUGUUUAAUUAUAGAAGUCAUUAGAUUCUUGUUACACAUUUUGUUAGUCUGGUUUUUGUUGCUUAUCGGGUUUAAUAUUGUUCUUGAAGAUAUAGUUGAUGCUAUGUUAUGUAUAACUUUUCUAAUAAAAGUUGUGUUAUAAGCUGUA
Molecule: messenger RNA, 3659 nt
Organism: Erinaceus europaeus (western European hedgehog)
Lineage: Eukaryota; Metazoa; Chordata; Mammalia; Eulipotyphla; Erinaceidae
Gene: RAD21
Product: RAD21 cohesin complex component
Exons: 14
Coding region: 227-2122 (631 amino acids)
Biological process (GO): mitotic sister chromatid cohesion; replication-born double-strand break repair via sister chromatid exchange; synaptonemal complex assembly
Cellular component (GO): synaptonemal complex; cohesin complex
Molecular function (GO): chromatin binding; protein binding
Source: RefSeq, a predicted model, not a curated record